UCAAGCACUAGAUACCAGCAGCUUCCAUGGAAACCAAGGAUAAGCCAGCUGGUCCGGAAGUCCCGCUGCCAUCAAAGGAGGAGUCCGAAGUCCCACCGCCAUCAAAGGAGGAGCCCGAAGCCACGCCUCCUCCUCCCCCUAAACCCGACUACCUCUUUCUAGUUGAUGUGGCUCUCAGGUUCAUCGUGUUUGCAGCAUCACUGACAAGUGUGUUGGUCAUGGUCACCAGCAAGCAAACAGUAUACCGGGGUCCUUUCCCAGUUCGGGCCAAGUUUAAUCACUCUCCCGCCUUCAUAUACUUUGUGGUGGCUCUAUCAGUUGCUGGCCUCUAUGCUCUUCUUACAACACUAGCAUCCAUUUCAGUCAUCUGGAAGCCAAUUUGCCCACCAAAGUUGUUGCUCCAUUUUGUAUUUCUUGAUGUACUGAUACUGGGUUUAGUCGCCUCAGCCACCGGUACAGCCGGGGGUGUUGCAUAUAUCGGAUACAAGGGUAAUGAACAUAUGAUGUGGCAGAAGGUGUGCUCUGUUUUCGACAAGUAUUGUAAGCAUAUAGUAGGCGCCCUCGCUACCUCGCUGUUUGCCUCAGUUUUGCUGGUUCUUCUGGUCUGGCUCUCCACUUUCACCCUCCACAAAAAAAUUCGCCAGUAGAGUUUGUGAAGAUUGAAGAACAUAACGAAAUGUAUUAGAAUCCUACCCACAGGAUGCCUUCAACUAGUGUGUGUGAGCGCUCACUUGCAUGUAUUAUCGAAUAUCUUAGUGUUUUCUGUUUAGAGGUUCUUUCAUUGUGUAAAUGUUGUCUGGUAUGCUAUAUCUAUCUUGUCCAUUUGGAAGCUUAGUAUUCGGAUUUCUUAUGUUACAGGUUCUUUUGGUUUGUAAACGUUAUCUACUUGCAUCUGAGGCAUUGAUUCGUCUUGUACCAUUUCCUUCAAGGGUUUUCUAAGUGUGAAUGUAUGCAAAAUUAGUUUCUGUUACAAAGGAA
Pyrus x bretschneideri (Chinese white pear) is the source of this 978-nucleotide messenger RNA. RefSeq names its product CASP-like protein 1D1. The record is from RefSeq and is a predicted model, not a curated record. Lineage: Eukaryota; Viridiplantae; Streptophyta; Magnoliopsida; Rosales; Rosaceae.